UUCGUUCAGUCAGUCGUGCUCUGACGCCCGUUCCGAGUGGUCGGAGUUCAGUGAGAGAGAGAAGUUCAGCGAGCAAGGAACGUGUAGUACGUUCACUUAAACUACGUUCUCUCGUUCGAACAUAAACGCUAUAGAUAUAUCUAUAUCUACACAUAUAUAUAUAUAAAUAUAUAAGAGACACUUUAAAUUAUUCCUCGUCCGGCCAGUCGCUUGGAUUACGCCUGGCCAGACACCAAAUCACAGUGAAAUCACACACACACGUUUCGAAAUAUUCGACACUACUACCCCCUUGGAUUAACAGUGCAGUGUAGCAAAAUUGUGCAUUGCGAUUUUUGCCGACUAUCUAUUCUCUAUUUCAUCACGUUCUCUGUGAUACACGAACUGUAUAUACACGAUGGUGACCGGGGUGGGUGCCACGAUGCCGACAGGCGGUGUCACCGUCGGUGCUACGCCGCCGGCGCAACACGUGCCCCAGGAGGCUGGACAGCCCCCUGCACAAACCACCACCACGACAACCACCACCAGAAGAUCAGGAGAGAAUCGACGGAGCAAUAAACCGAUUAUGGAAAAACGGCGGCGAGCCCGCAUUAACAAUUGCCUAAACGACCUGAAGACCCUCAUACUCGAUGCCAUGAAAAAAGACCCAGCGCGACACUCGAAGCUGGAGAAGGCGGACAUCCUGGAGAUGACGGUGAAACACCUGGAAACGCUCCAGCGGCAACAGGUUGCCCUGGCUGCCGCGACCGAUCCUAACGUGUUGAACAAAUUCCGCGCUGGUUUCACGGAAUGCGCCGGUGAGGUUGGCAGGUUUCCCGGGCUGGACGCCUCGGUGAAAAGACGUUUGAUGGCCCACUUGGCCUCCUGCCUUGGACCGGUCGAGGCGAGCAACAACAACGUUCAAACAGCGACACAGCAGCCUGUUCAACCGGCGCCGCCGACCACGCAACUCCAAGUGCACAUUCUGCCUCAAGUGGACGCGACACCGAGGAUCCAGGUUCAACAAUCCAACGGAAUCUUCUUCACGAACGCGAACGGCACCGGUCUCCAAUUGGUCCCGACCAGACUACCCAACGGAGACAUCGCUCUGGUCCUGCCAGCCGGUGCGAAAGCAACUCCAGUCACAUCGCCAGCAACGUCCCCGGCGCCAACCUCGCCUCUGCCAACUCUGAUCCCGAUUCCUCAGAGAACGGCCAGCACGGCAUCGGCGUCAUCCUCUUCCUCGUCGGUAAGCUCGACGUCCACGUCGGCGGCGAGUCCUGUGGCGUUCGAAGCACCACCGGCGACCUUCCGCGAACAACCCGCCGCUUACACCAACGGAAACAGUCACAGGGACGUCGCGACGUCACCUGCCAACGGUUACACCAGCGAUCCGGAGUUCGACCCACGUGUGUACAGUCCACCACUCCAAAAACCCCUCACUCCUUGGGUAUCAGCCUUGUGUCACUCCAAUGGACGAAAAUCGUCGCCUGGUAUCGUGACGCAAGCGAUUGCUCAAGCUGACGACACCCAAGGAGGUUCUCGAACCAAGACCGAGGAAAAAAAGAAAGGAAAGAAAGAAAUCCCUCCAGUCACUCUGAUCCCAGACAGCGUUAAUUAUUCAAAGUCGACGCACGUGCAGGCCCGUGAAAAUCCGAUUGGACCCCGAUUCCCUAGACAUAGUAUUCUUAUCAUGAAAAAUAAGUUUCACACAAGAGAGCCAAUCAGAUUAUGUAAUCAGAUCACUGUUAUUAUUUACGUAUCUCCAGAGAUUCCAAGUCCCAAGUAUCCUGCAUACAUCGAUCAUUUAAAAUUGAAGCGUUCGAUUGAGGCCAAAAUGCCAUUUCAAGAAAAUCGAUUCCAAACUUUUCACUAUCCUGUUACUCAAUCAGAAGCAAUACAAUUAAAUCCAAAAGAGAAGUAA
This is a messenger RNA of Habropoda laboriosa, 1900 nucleotides long. RefSeq names its product protein hairy (gene hry). The transcript has 6 exons. Bases 395 to 1900 code for a protein of 501 amino acids. Lineage: Eukaryota; Metazoa; Arthropoda; Insecta; Hymenoptera; Apidae. Gene Ontology annotation, biological process: regulation of neurogenesis; anterior/posterior pattern specification; regulation of transcription by RNA polymerase II. The record is from RefSeq and is a predicted model, not a curated record. Gene Ontology annotation, cellular component: nucleus. Gene Ontology annotation, molecular function: protein dimerization activity; RNA polymerase II cis-regulatory region sequence-specific DNA binding; DNA-binding transcription factor activity, RNA polymerase II-specific.